Messenger RNA from Brachypodium distachyon (stiff brome), 1104 nucleotides. Its product is annotated as senescence associated gene 20. The transcript has a single exon. The record is from RefSeq and is a predicted model, not a curated record. Lineage: Eukaryota; Viridiplantae; Streptophyta; Magnoliopsida; Poales; Poaceae. Bases 388 to 801 code for a protein of 137 amino acids.
GCCCACCCCGCGGCCCGCUGAACCCUUCACCUCGCCGGCUCUUCUUCCCGUCCCCACCUCUCCAAUCCAUCGCCACUCCCCACAAGUGCCGUUGCUUCGCUUUCCGCUCUCCUCCAUCUCUUUUAUUAGCCAAGACCGGAGCCUACCCGGGGCUCGCGUCAGGAACUGGCUAACCACCAGAAGGCCGGAGCGGCGGCGGCGCCGCACGAGGCAGCGUCGGAGCUGGCAGAUCUCGGAGGCGGCGAGAGGGAGACGGACGAGCAGCGCGGCAAGUUCCUGGUGCUGCGGCUGUACGAGGCGCUCAACGCCCGCGACGCGCGGCGGGCGCAGGAGCUGCUGGCCCCGGACCUCGAGUGGUGGUUCCAUGGCCCCCCCGCGCACCAGCACAUGAUGCGCCUGCUCACCGGCGCCGGCACCAACGCCGAGUUCAGGUUCUCCCCGCGCUCCGUCGACGCCUUCGGGUCCACCGUCAUCGCCGAGGGCGGCGCCGACGACGCCGCGGGCGGCCAGCUCUACUGGGUGCACGCCUGGACCGUCGGGCCCGAUGGGGUGAUCACCCAGCUCAGGGAGUACUUCAACACCGACCUCACCGUCACCCGCCUCUCCGCCGCCGCCGCCGCAAUCUCCCCUAACAACGCCUCUUCAUCCUCUCCCCCUUCCUCCUCCUCCUCCCCCUCCUCAUCUUCUUCCUCGGCCGCCUCCUCGCCAGCACACACGCCCAAGUGGCCCAAGUGCCUGUGGCAGAGCCGCCGUGCAGACCGCGCCCACAAGUCGCUGCCGGGCCUCGUCCUCGCCAUCUAGCCCAAGAACAAAUUACAUGGAAGUAUCACCUGCGCAAUAAAUAAACAAGAGCCUGGAAGUCAAAGGCGUUGGCGUAUGGGCUGAACUGAACUGCCUGCUAAGUAUUCAGGGGUUCCACUACCGCUACUAGUACUCUUUGCGUGUUUGAAUUAGCCAGUGUGGUUUGCUUGGUCUAAAUCAUGGAUUAUGGUGUGUACUACUGCCGCCGUAAUGGCUUGCUGUUGCGGCUGAAUAAAAGUAUAAUGUAUUGGAGUCUCCAGCAAUGUAUGAUGUGUUCUCUCCAUUUAUUUACUUUCUGCCUUA